AUGUUAAAUUAAUUAAGAAAAGCAAAAUUUAGCACCAUCACAUAAUAUUAAAUCAGGUAUGUUCAAGUUAUCAAAUAUUAGUUAGAGGUGUAUUUAAAUAGCAAUUGAAAGAAGGUGAAACCUAUAGUAACUUUAAAGUCGAUGAAUUCUACAGAUCAAGAGAUUUUUAGACAUUGUGUUAUAAAAUGCAUCACACAACAACUAAUACAAAUUAUAUUCAUUUUGCAACUAAUUCUAUUGUCAAUCAAGGAGCAUUGAUAUUUAAAACUCCAGCUAUCGAUAAUAGUGGAAUUCCACAUAUUGUAUAAUAAAUCUUAACAUGUGGUUCAUAAAGAUAUCCAGUCAGAGAUGCAUGGUCUCAUAUGAGAGGACGUUCUCUACAACCUCCUGAUUUAGUGCCAUAUGUUAGCACUGAUCAUACUGUAUUUUAGGUUUAAUCUGCUUUGUUUGAAGAUUUGAAACAACUUUUCAAUCUCACCUUUGAAUAAGUAUUCAGACCUAUGUUUAGGGAAGUGGAUUUCCUUUAAUAAAUUAGAGUUCAAGUCCUUGGAGGGAAUGAACUCAUUAUGAGAGGGAUUGUUUAUGAUUAAAUGAUUAAACAAUUAGAGUAACCAGAGUUUAUUCAUGCAGAAGCAGUUCGAAAACAUCUUUUAGAAGGAACCGCUUAUCAGUAUACAACAGGAGGUAUUCCAACAGAGAUGACAAAUGCAAGUUAUGAGAGAUGUUAACAAUAUUAUAAGGAUUACAUUCAUUUAUCUAAUGCUUAUCUUGUAACUGUAGGAGACAUAGAUGUUUUAUAAUAUUGUUAAUAUUUUAAUGAUCUAAUUGAAUAACAUUAAAAUACUAUUAAACCAAUUAAAUAAUUAGAUUAUCAACCUGUUAAAUUAUUUGAACCUAGAUUAUCAUUAAGAGGAUAGCCUUCAUUUUCAUUUGCUUAUAGAGGUGCUAAUUUAACUGAAACACCAGAAGAUUAUUUCAAAUUAGGAAUUCUAUCAUUUUUGUUGCAUGAUAUUUAAGAUUAUGGAUUGAGACCAAUACUUGAGAAAUAUGGUUAGUAUUGUCUCAAUUAUGGAGCAGAUAUGACUUUACAUAAUUAAAUUAUAUAAUUUGGAUUUAAUAAUAAAGAAUGUGAACAAGAAUUGUAUACAUUUAUUAAAUAAUUAAAUGAUAAUAUCUAUCAAGUAAUACCUUAAAACAUUAUAAAUAUUGCAUUAGACAGAAUUAGAUUAAGAAGAUCAAUUAAUGUAUCAGAUUUAAUUCCAUAUAUUACAAAUAAUGUCAAACCAUCAAUUUACUUAAAUUAAGAAUGUAAAAGUGAUGAUUUCUAAGUUUUAAUUGAAAAGUAUUUUACAAAAGAUAAAUGUACUGUAAAUAUGGAAGCUGAUCAAUAUUAUAUUGAAGAUAUGAAUACAGAAAUUAAAUAGCAUUUAAAAUAAUUAUAAGUUAAUUAUCAAAAAUUAUCAGAAUAAUAAAAAAUCAUAGAAGAAGACACAGAUGUUUUGAGUUUAGAAUCAUUACCUAAAUUAAAUGCUGCCAACAUAAUACCAUUAUUAAAAUAAAAAAAUUCAAUCAUUUUGGAUCUAAAUUGUAUUUAAUUCUUUCUAUUUAAUAGUUAAUGUUCCUUGUAGUAUAUUUGCAGCUAAACAUCCUCAAUAAAGUAAUAUCAAAUGGAUCAUUGAUGUAAGUUAAUUUAGUCAAAAGGAUUAUUAACAUAUAUGUAUUUUGAAAGACUUAUUACCUGAGUUUUUCAAUAAAUAAGUAAGUUAACAUGAUGUAGAAUGUUCUGUAAUUGAUGAUAAAUUAAUUAUAGAAUUGAUAUGUUUAGAUAAGAAUAUUGAAGAAGCUUUUCAAUAAUUUUAAUUAGUAACUGAUCCAGCUUUGGAUAAUUUAGAAUUGAUUAGUCAAUCCUUAUCUAUUAUAAGUGCUAAUUAUUUAAGCAAUGAAGAUAUCCCUCAGAUUGCUGUAUCAUAUUCUUAAUAAGAGAAAUACCCCAUCAUUUAAUAAGCUAGGAAAAUAUGUUAAUUAGAAGUUGAAAUCUUAAAAAAUUAUAGUGCAAAACAAAUAUUAUCAUAAUUGAGUUAAGAAUUGAUUGCAUGUUUCUAUAAAAUAAUGAAUAAGAAUAUCUAAUCUUUCGAAAUAUAUUCAAAUCCACUUUUAAAAGAUAAAAUGAAAUCUUAAUUAAAUUUACUUUUGACAAAUAUAAAAUUAUAAUUUGAUGGUAUUAAAUAUUAAAAAUAUAAUUUUUAGAUUAUUUAAUGAACAAAAUAGACUUUGAAUAAAAAUAUGAAGUAGUACCAUUUAAAUAAGAGUUUUAAUACUUAAAAUUAUAUGUUGCCUUAAAUUCUCACACUAAUUGUGUUACUGAAACAAUCCAAAUUGCUCAUAAGCCAGCUAAUUACAUUUUGUCAAAUCUCUUAACACAUAUAUUCAUUCCUUAAUAUUGUAAUGAUUCAUAAUUAGGGUACUGUCAAUAUAAUCCAGGAAAACUGACUUUUUAUACUGUUAAUGAUAUUCAUACUCUAAGAACAUACAGAAUAUUUGAAAAUGCUGUUCAUUUAUUAUUAGAAUGUUUAGAUUAGGAUAAUUUAAAUUCAGCAAAAUUAGGAACUUUUAGCAUUGAAGAUCCUGAGAGAAUGUAAUAGAUUUUAGCUGUUUCUGAAGAAGAAGUGAAAGAACAAGCUUAAUAUGUUUUAAAAUAAAUGGCUGAAGGUUAAACAUCAUAAGUGAUAUUUGGAAAACAAGUUUAAUAAUUAGAUGAAUAUGUUAAAAGAGGAUGGACUAUAGAAAGAUAUAUUAAUGAAGUUGCAGUUUGA
Paramecium pentaurelia is the source of this 2813-nucleotide messenger RNA. The record is from the annotation of a GenBank genome assembly. NCBI's taxonomy places the organism in Eukaryota, Ciliophora, Oligohymenophorea, Peniculida, Parameciidae.